Pelagomonas calceolata is the source of this 1235-nucleotide messenger RNA. The record is from the annotation of a GenBank genome assembly. NCBI's taxonomy places the organism in Eukaryota, Pelagophyceae, Pelagomonadales, Pelagomonadaceae.
GGCCAAUUAGGGGCAGCGUCCGGCCUCACCCCGGGGCGCAGCGAUCGCAGCGGUCGUCGCAUCAGUUCGUCGCAUCGAUAGCGUGCACAUGCAAGCGACGCGAGGGGCAGCCCGACAGUGAUGGUCUCAAGCAAGCAGGCCCUAGCUGAGGCGCACGCCGCCGCCGCGCGGCGCGCCGCCCGGGCGCGCGUCGCGGCGCUGAAGGCCGGGACUAGUGCCAAGCCGGUGGUCGACGCGACCUGGGCAAAGCUGAUGCAGGGCUGUGCGGACUGUCAACAGCGCGCGGAGGCGGCCGAGACCCUGGAGACCUGGCGCGCCUUCGCGGCGGCAGCGCACGCGUUGCGGGACGCCGUCGGCAUUGAGGGAGACAAGUGCGAGGAGCCGGGGUGCAAGACGUGCCAGCCGACUCCAUUUCUUUUUGUCCCGAAGGGAGUCGUGAUGCCCCCAGCCCCACCAAAAGACGAGCCCACGCCGGAAGAGCGCAGGAACGCCCAGGCCUUCGCGAAGAAGGCGACGUGCGACGCUGGAAUUGGGCUCGGGGGUCUAUUGCUGAAGCGCGGGCGGCGAGGGGAAGCUUGUGACGCGUUGGCCACCGCUCUCAAGGCCGACGAGUCGAACGGCGAGGCCUGGACCUUACGGGCGGCGGCCUUCGCAGAGAUGGGUGAGGACGGCUCUAUAUUGGAAAUUGUCGAGCUUCAUUUACGGAAGGCCGCGCAGCUCUCGCCGGACGACGACGAGCUUCAAGCACAGCACGCCGUCGCGGCGUGUCGGGCGGCGGUCGUCAUGGAGGCGACUGACCCGCCUCGCGUGGAGGGGACGCUCGCCGAGCGCGCGCGACAAGCGUCGACGCUCCUCGAGGACGGUGCCACACUCAUGAGAGAAGGCCUCUACAAAACCGCACAUAGCCGGUAUCUGCGCGCGGUCGACCUGCUCGACGCGCUGCCGGGUCCCAAGGCGAAGGCCGCGGCCGACGAGGCGCGGCUCAACGCCGCGGGGUGUCUGUUGCAAUUGCCGGGCGACCACGACGUCGCGAGUUUAUGUGAUGCGCUACCGUCGACGCGGGCCCUACUACGGCGCGCGGCGGCGCGCGAGCGACGUGGGGACUACGCGGCGGCGCUCGCCGACCUGCGCGAGGCGCGCCUGUCAUCCGUCGACCGGGCACUCGUCGACGCGCGGAUCGCGCACUGCGAGCAUUUGCGGGAUACGCGUGGGGUGGUCGUGUAAUGUGAACAUAG